Periconia digitata is the source of this 1479-nucleotide messenger RNA. Lineage: Eukaryota; Fungi; Ascomycota; Dothideomycetes; Pleosporales; Periconiaceae. The record is from the annotation of a GenBank genome assembly.
CCCGUGAUUGUAUAUCCAUGCUUGCCCGCCUCUCACCUGGAGUGCGCCCCGCCCAAGACGCUGCCUAGGUGUGCGCUACGACCACAGUACCAACGCAGCGGCGCGGCUGCCCAUUUAAAUACGGCUCCUCUGACGCCUUCUCCAUCAACUACAACCCGCCGCAAGUACCUGCACAACCUCAACCACAGCUCGACUUUGCAACCCACCUGCACGGUCGCAGCCUUCGCCACCACCACGUCACCCAAGCAUCAGUCUGGUCCUCAGCCGUCAUCCAUCACCCGGUUAUUUGGCCAUCACGUCUUUCACGGCAUGGCACGUACCAAAAAACGGGCCCGAAACAGCAGUGUCGAGCUCGGAAGCCCGACGGAGACGACGCAACUCACUCCAAGUGGUCGCCCCACCCGCAAGGGCGCCGGAAAAGCCGCACGCAGGGAUGGCUUCGUCGACUCUGGUGAGAUUGAUAGCGAUGGAGAUCCCAUUGAGACUCCAUCCGAAGACGAAGACGGCAUCGUGGUCAAGCCCGCACGUAAGCGCAAGCGAACGCCUUCACCCACCCCACCGCCUUUGGACCCCAUCAUCCGCGAUGAAGAACCAGAAGAUCUUUCAAGUGACGAGGCUAGCCAACUUCACACGACUGCGGACAUUGCGAAGAAGCACGCGGUCAAUUUGCAGUUCAAUAUCCCAGUUGGGUUCCAUGGCCCUCUGGUUGUGAAGCUGAACCGUGAUAUGCUCACUGAUACACAUCUCGGUGGCAAUAUCCUGGAUGUGCAACCAUCCGCUACGCAGAAAAAACUAGUGGUGCCGCCCAAGGCAAAAGCUGCUCGUCCAGGUGGAAAGACCUUCUCAGACUUGCCUCCCGAGAUCCGAAACAAGAUCUAUAGGCAACUGUUCGUAACUGGUGAACCCAUCAACAUUCGGAAAGCAAGCGACUUGUGCCGUUCCGGUCAAUUCUUAAGCACAUGUAAGUUGGUGCACAACGAGGGCUGCAGCAUUCUGUACGGCGAAAACACAAUCGUCUUCGAACGUAAUAAGUAUCGGCGUGGUCCUUUCUGGGAGCCGGAUCCAAAGGAAAUCGGCUACACAGACGUUCGCCGAUUUCUCAAUAUGAUUGGGCCUGAGAAUUUGGAGUAUCUACGAGACGUUAAACUAUCUCUAGAAGAUGCAAGCCCUUCAGGUACGCGUGGAGUCGACAGUGAGCAGCGCCGGUACAGCAAUGAUGAUCAUCUCGCGGACAUUCUUCGCACCCUCCGAGGCACCAAACUCCGAGAGCUUACGCUUGCCUUCAAUGGCCGCCGCUGUUUGGCGAAAGGUGACGCGAGAUUCCUGGAUUUCCUGGUACAAGUCAAGGCCGACAAAGUAGUGAACUCGGAUGCCCGUUCCUACGAUUGGCUUCUUCCGGGCAAAAUCCCGCGCUAUCUGUGGAACCAAGUCCAGAAGGAGAUGACGAGGGAGAUCAAGAUGUACCCCAUCAAGAAAUGA